Molecule: messenger RNA, 1954 nt
Organism: Eurytemora carolleeae
Lineage: Eukaryota; Metazoa; Arthropoda; Copepoda; Calanoida; Temoridae
Product: isovaleryl-CoA dehydrogenase, mitochondrial
Exons: 15
Coding region: 25-1287 (420 amino acids)
Biological process (GO): L-leucine catabolic process
Cellular component (GO): mitochondrion
Molecular function (GO): flavin adenine dinucleotide binding; 3-methylbutanoyl-CoA dehydrogenase activity
Source: RefSeq, a predicted model, not a curated record
GAAAUUAUAAGAUUUUCAGAGAAAAUGUCUGUAAUAUGUCGAGCUGCCCAAGCAGUUGUUAAAUCUGGAAGAAACCUAAACCUCUGGUCCAACAGUAGGUCUCUGAGCCACUACCCUAUCGAUGAUCGUGUAAACGGUUUAACCUCGGAGCAGAUACAACUCAGAGAAACAGUGUUCAAUUUCUGCCAGAAGGAGCUGGCGCCAUUUGCAGACCAAAUUGAUAAAGAGGAUGAUUUCAAGGAUCGAGCCUCCUUCUGGAGAAAACUUGGAGACAUGGGUCUACUUGGUAUAACAGCUAGUAGUCAGUAUGGAGGGAGUGAUAUGGGCUACCUGGAUCACGUGAUAGCUAUGGAAGAGAUAAGCCGAGCUAGUGGUUCUAUUGCUCUCAGCUACGGAGCACAUUCUAAUCUGUGUAUCAAUCAGAUAAACAAGAAUGGAAAUGAGGCACAAAAAGAAAAAUAUUUACCAAAACUUUGUUCCGGGGAACAUUUCGGAGCUUUAGCAAUGUCGGAGGCCGGCUCAGGCUCAGAUGUUGUAAGCAUGAAAACCACUGCGGAAAAGCACAAGGACUAUUAUGUACUGAACGGCACUAAGUUCUGGAUUACCAACGGACCGUACGCCGACACCCUGGUGGUGUACGCACGAACUAAUCCAAACGCAGCUAAGCCUGCCCAUGGCAUUACAGCUUUUCUUGUAGAGCGAGGAAUGGAAGGGUUUAGCUCUAGUCCUAAACUAGAUAAACUUGGAAUCCGUGGGUCUGGAACCUGUGAACUUGUAUUCGAAAACUGUAAGGUUCCAGCAGAAAAUAUACUAGGAGCAGAAAACAGGGGAAUAUAUGUUCUAUUCUCUGGGCUGGAUCUGGAGAGAUUAGUUUUAACUGCCGGACCUUUAGGAAUCAUGCAAGCAGCUUGUGAUACAGCUUUUAAGUACGCGCACGAGCGUAAACAGUUCGGGGUUAAUAUUGGCGAGUUUCAGCUCAUACAAGCAAAGAUGGCAGAUAUGUAUACAAACCUUAACGCAUGCAGGACGUACACCUACAGUGUAGCCAGAGCUUGUGAUAAUGGAUACUUCAGCAACAAGGACUGUGCCGGCGUUAUUCUGUACGCUGCAGAGAAAUGUACUCAGGUUGCUCUGGAUGCUAUACAGAUAUUAGGAGGGAACGGAUAUAUAAAUGAUUAUCCAACUGGAAGAUAUCUCCGAGAUGCUAAACUCUACGAGAUCGGAGCUGGAACUAGUGAAGUACGCAGGCUGGUUAUUGGCCGGGCAAUUAACGCUGAGUACAAGUAAAUCAAGGUUUUUGACGGAACCGGUGACACGAUCAUCUGUAUACUUUUUGUGUCAGAAUUAAAGUUCGAAGCAUAGAAAUUAAAUUAAAGUAUGAAAUCUUUUGAAACUAAAAAUGAGAAACACUGUUUCUAGUAUUUUCAUUAUUUUCUUACAAAUGUUAAUUUGAUGAAGUAGAAGUAAAUAAUAGUUAUUUUAAAUCUUGGUGCUGUUAAUUAUUAUAUUAUCUAAUUGUUAUUUUUAUCGUAAACGUAUAUCUCUAGUCUCAAAAUCAAAAAUUAAUUGUAUAAAAUUAUUUAUUUUAAAACAAUAAUAGAAAGUUCUAUUGUCAACAUUGUAGCUCUCUAAAACAAAUCAAAUCUAAAUUUUCGAUUUUGAUGUAGAAUUUAAUCCUAAUCUCAUAUUAAAUGUUUUCUCAAUACUCGUGUAGUAACCUGUUCACCUGUUAGUGUCAAAAUCUAAAUAAAUGAAGCUGAAAAGUUAAAAGAAAAUCUUAAAACAUAUUCUUAAUGUUGUAAACAUGGUCUCAGCUUGUAUAGCGGACAAAGUAUAGGUUAAACUGUAAUAAGUUAUAUGUACAAUUUACAUUGAACAAAUGAACAUGAGGAAAUAUGUAAAAUGAAAUCGAAUCUUUACUGAAGAAGUGUUUCUUUUAAUCGUUUAUUUCAGA